This is a messenger RNA of Bombus pyrosoma, 4511 nucleotides long. Its product is annotated as histone lysine demethylase PHF8-like. Lineage: Eukaryota; Metazoa; Arthropoda; Insecta; Hymenoptera; Apidae. Gene Ontology annotation, molecular function: transcription coregulator activity; histone demethylase activity. The record is from RefSeq and is a predicted model, not a curated record. The coding region runs from base 117 to 2915 and encodes 932 amino acids. The transcript is spliced from 13 exons. Gene Ontology annotation, biological process: regulation of transcription by RNA polymerase II; protein demethylation.
UUCAAAGAAGGAUAACAGGGCGGCUCUUUAGCGACGCAUCACGGCUACUAUAGUUACCAUCCAAUGUUAACGAUACAGAGUCGCGAAAGUGUAUUUGGUGUUAAUAUUCACGAAAAAUGGAGUUACCAGUUACAUAUUGUUUAUGCGGCCGUUCCUACGAUUUCGAACAAUUUAUGAUACAAUGUGACGUUUGUAAAGAAUGGUAUCAUGGAGGGUGUGUUUCUGUAAAAGAAUAUAUGUCCAUAGAUCUUGACAAAUACCAUUGUCCGCGUUGUGAAGCAAUGUGCGGGCCAUCGCUUAUGAAAACAAAAUUGAAUUGGCAUAGACAUGAUUAUACCGAGCCCGAUGCUGAUACAAAACCAGUUCAAACUGGCACACCAGUAUUUAUAAGGGAAUUAAAAUCCAGACAUUUCCCAAAAGCUGAUGAAGUUGUUAAACACGUUAGAGGCCAGCAAUUGACUCUUCAAUAUUUACAAGCUAACGGCUUCGAAAGUCCUAUUAUAAUUGAUGGGAAGGAUGGACUUGAUAUGACCGUUCCACCACCAAACUUCAGCGUUUAUGACGUAGAAAGUUACAUAGGUGGAGAUCGAGACAUGGAUGUAAUCGACGUUACAAGACAAAGUAAUAUCAGAAUGAAAUUAAGAGACUUUGUUGAAUAUUACAAUUCCCCUUGCAGAACAAGGGUUCUUAAUGUGAUUAGUCUUGAAUUUACAAACACUGGUCUUUCACCAAUGGUCGAGGCACCAUACAUCGCGCGUAAACUCGACUGGGUUAAUUCUGUUUGGCCGCGUGAUUGGCUCGAGGAUAGUGACAUAAAACGCCCCGAAGUGCAAAAGUAUUGCCUAAUGGGGGUCAAAGACAGUUUCACAGAUUUCCACAUUGAUUUUGGUGGUACAUCUGUGUGGUAUCACGUGCUACGCGGAGAGAAAGUGUUUUAUCUGAUCAGGCCUACCCCUGCUAAUUUACAACUGUAUCAACAUUGGAUGUGCAGCUCAACCCAGAGUGAAACCUUUUUUGGAGAUCAAGCCGAUGCGUGUUACAAAUGCGUUAUAAAACAAGGCCAAACUAUGAUGAUUCCAACAGGUUGGAUACACGCUGUAUUAACUCCAGUUGAUUCUUUGGUCUUUGGUGGAAAUUUUGUACAUAGCCUUAACAUUCCAAUGCAACUACAGAUAUACGAAUUAGAAAAAAAAAUGAAGACUCCUGCCAAAUUUCAAUAUCCUGGUUUUGAGACAAUCAAUUGGUUUGCAGCAAAGAAAUUACUGAAAGAAUUGAAAGAUUUGAAUAAUGAAGGAAAGAAAUGUCCAGCGUAUCUUUUACAGGGUGUUAAAGCAUUACUCAGUAUUCUAAAACAGUGGAACACAGAUAAGGACUAUAAUAUGACCAGUAGAGGUCAAAUACCAGAAACAAUAAAUAGUCAAAAAUUGUUAAAAGAUUUCAGUAAGGAAAUUCGGCAUGCUGAACGAUACUUAAUAUCUUUAAAUCCCCCGAAACCGGAGCGAGAGAGUAAACGCAAGAAAAAGAAACCAUUGAAUAAAGAUUUUGUAGAUUAUGAUGUUGCCGAUAGAAUGCCUGAUAAUCCGUUCAAAGCAACGUUAAAAGAGACGAGUAAAGCGAAUUCUACGAUCGCAGAGUCACCGUCAUCCGGUAGACCACCGUUAAAACUCACAUUACCGAAACCCAUCAUGUAUCCCUAUGCCAAAACUCAAAGUCCAACAUUGGAAGAGAAAAAUGUUUCUCCUGUUAGUAAUAGAAGAUCGUCAAAACCGGGUAAACAAAGCCCAACCGUAAUUAGAUUUAAGCUCGGCAAUAACGAGGUGGUCAGGAGUACACACGAUGACAUAAAUACGUAUAAUAAUUUACACUCUGACCAUCCCCUUGGGACAUCGAAAGAAUUAACUUGGAAACAAACUUCUAUAUACGAUUUUCACGACGGCAGCAACGAAAGCGAUUAUGGUCGAUUUACUAUUGACGAAUCGCCAAAACGAAAGAGAGCACCCAAAACUAAUACGCAAAAGCGUUUAAAACGCGAUUACGAUGGAGAUGUUGACGUUUUAAAUGAUGCACCAAAAAAUGGAAUCGAAGAAUUAUUGAAAGCAUCGGCUUAUACCUUGGGAAACGGGACUCAAAGAUUGGAUGUAACGACAUCAAUGAUAUCACAAUAUAGUCAACCUAUGCCACCGCCUACUGGUAUUUAUAAAUUGAAAACAACCAGUUCUGGUAGGGCAUCUCCUUCGACUCGGGAAGCAAUUGCCGGGAUGCUAUCCUUCAGUGAACAAUGUUAUUCAACUACGUCAAAUAGUACAUCGAAAUCUACAAAAAUCACGAAAGUUCAAACUAGCGAGGACGACGAUCAGUCUAUAGAAAAUAUCGAUAAAGUUCAUCAGGACGAUGAUUUUAUUUACCCGACUUUAGACGCGUCAGACGAUGAGGAUUUUAUUUUUAAACCUAAAGCGAAAAGUCAGAUAGACGAGGCAUGGAAUCCAAAAGCCAGAGUAGGACCUCUGUUGCCAAAAACGAAUCGUCCAGCUCGAGAAGGUGUCAAGAAAACAUCUGUCGAAAAAGGGCUCGAGGCAGCGGCAGCGAAACGUGCAAAACAAUCGGACGAUUAUCUGGAUAACAACAUGGAUAAGGGCGCCAAGAAGAAAUUGAGCACAACUAAGCGGACGUAUAAUAAAAAAAAGCAAAAGAAUUCAUCUGUAACUUCGGCAACUGGUACAUCAACCACAUCCUCGGAAAAUACCGCAAAAACAAGCAUCGGAUUCGGUUCGAUAUUAACGAGUCCUAAUAGGCUCAAGGAUGUUAAAGCGAAAUUAGCCGCCCCGGUUCCAGUUGAACGAAAACCAAAGAAAGGAAUGAAAACGGCGAAGCAGCGCUUAGGAAAAAUUUUGAAACUUCACAAAAUGAUGCACUAGGUUAAAAAAUAGCAAAAAAAUCAUGAACGUAACGGACUAUACAUCACAUUACACUCUCGAUUUAUGUACAAAAACUACAUAUGUAAUAGAUGUACAUUGCUAUGUAAAUAUGUUGAAAUCAUUGAGGUAGUAUAUCUAUCUUAAGAAUCUAGUUUUUAAAAUUGCGAUCGUUUUUUAACGAGAUAUUUAUAUUUAUUAUCGCAGUAUUUAAUUUUAAGAUAUAUAUACAUAUAUAUAUGUAUAUAUUGUAUGUUUUGAUACUUGACUACUUCAGUAAGAGAUUAUUUAUGUUGUAGCAAACACUUGCUGAAGCUUUUCCUAAAUGUACAAUUAUAUUUUAAAGCAUUAUUCGUUUAUAACUAACGAAAGAACAACACUGUCCAUCUAAUUGUAAAGAGGCUGUAGUAUAUUAAAUUUUUCUCAGUUUGCUAUAUAAUAGUAGCAACAAAUUUUGUAUGGCAUAAUAGCUGCACGACAACGAAAAACAGUGGGAUAAUCGAUACUGUGUUCUGUAGACAUUUACUUAGAACCUUUGGUCUCGAUCAUGUGCUUUUCGUUAUAUUUACGUCUCGUACUUACUUCCAUCUUCGGCUUAUAUCAAGUUAUAUUCACUUUGAUAUAUUAUAAUAUUUAAUAAUUUAUUCAAUCAUCUAUGCUCUAUACAUUUGAACAAACGUUAAACAUGUUGUAGAGUAUGAUUCGUUUUCAUUUUUAUAAACUAAUGUUAUCCUUUUUGUAUAUCUAUUAAUAUCUUGUAAUUGAGCAUACUGAUAUGUCAAAGGAAUACAAACAUUGCACACAUAUACACAUAUAAAUUGCAGCUGUCUGUCUUCAUUUAUUAUCAGUUUCAUUAUCAAUGACACAAUUUUUCACUUGUAACCACUGAUUUAUAUAUAUAAUUAUUAAUUGAAAGAUGACACUAAUUAAAAGGUGAUGCGAUCUUUCAUUUAUAUCCACUGAUUUGUAUGUAUUAUUAUUAAUUGAAAGGUGACACCGAUAAUAUAAUUUUCACAGUAAUGUAUACAAUAUAUUUCUUUUAUAAUUACUAUACAUACUAUAUAUUCGUUGCGACGUUUAUAAACGCGAGAUGCGAUGUAUGGAUUUCAUACUUCCCGCUGAAUGUAGAGUGCAAAGGAGUGUGAGCGCAUGCGUGUAAUUAUCUGUACUCAGCAGUAUUCAGUAGUACCUUGAUUGAUGCUGACCGUUUUGUAAAAUUUCUCGUUGAUUCGAUGUGUCGUCGCGAAAAAGUCUAUCGACCGUUCGUUCUCUGUAUCCGUCGCUAAUUAUAUCUGCGAGUGUGUAUUUCAACGAUUUAAUCGUAUUCAAUAUCUGUUUUCUAAUCAGUGUCAUUUGCUCGUGUCUUUUCUUCGAAAAAUUUUCUUCUAAAAUUUAUGGUGUUUUCAACACGUAGUGUAUGUAUAUACGUAUAAAACUUGCGUAUAGCGUACAAAUUGUGAAACGAUCGUGAGCCAGUGAAUCAAUAGUAAAAGGAAAAUUCAUUGUAAUAUGCGAUAAUACCGACUGGGACGUGAAAUUGUUUCCUUUCGACCGCGUGGAAUAUUCAAGACGCUAUCGCGUGUAUUUGACGUUCACAAG